Caenorhabditis remanei is the source of this 492-nucleotide messenger RNA. RefSeq lists its product as uncharacterized. Bases 1 to 492 code for a protein of 163 amino acids. The record is from RefSeq and is a predicted model, not a curated record. The transcript has 2 exons. Lineage: Eukaryota; Metazoa; Nematoda; Chromadorea; Rhabditida; Rhabditidae.
AUGAUAGACUCCCGGAGCUUCCCAUUGAAAAAACUGGAAAUUACUCAAGAGGAAUCAAUUAAUGUUGAUCAUCCAGUUGUUCAUACCACUGAAAACGUGAUUCUUCAGUUUAACCAACCGUAUGAACCAAUGAACGGCAUAGAAAAACUUCAGAGAGAGAAAUUGACUAUUCGGAAUAUUAUGACCAGAAACGUCGAUGCUGUGAAAAUUAUCAAAGACUGGAAGAAAAACGGAAGGAAAAUUGGAACGGAGUAUUUCCUCUGCUUCUCUUUUGAUCUUUGGAUCGAAGGAAUGUUGAAAGAUUUAAAGAGAGAAUUCAAUGAGUUCCAGAACGAUUUGGAGGGGAUCAAUGUGCGAUUUCUCAACAAACAACCGCGAUUUUUGAUUCCAAUAAACCCAAUAUCCAAGAUUAUCAUCUUUGGAACUGAGAUACAGUCAAAGGACGGCACUGUCUAUCAACUUGUGUUGAAGGUGGUCUCUACGGAUGAGUGA